Nothobranchius furzeri (turquoise killifish) is the source of this 3088-nucleotide messenger RNA. Its product is annotated as tropomyosin alpha-1 chain. Gene Ontology annotation, cellular component: actin filament. Lineage: Eukaryota; Metazoa; Chordata; Actinopteri; Cyprinodontiformes; Nothobranchiidae. Gene Ontology annotation, biological process: muscle contraction; actin filament organization. The record is from RefSeq and is a predicted model, not a curated record. Gene Ontology annotation, molecular function: actin filament binding.
CAGGGAUCAAACGCGCCGCAUCCCCGGGUGUGUGUGUGUAUGCGCGCGCGCGCACGUGUGUCGGCAGAGGUAGCCUGCGCGGAGCUGAGGAACAAACAGCUUAGCUGAGAGGAAACAAGGCAGAAACAUGGCCGGUGGGAGCUCUCUGGAAGCCGUGAAGAAGAAAAUCAAGUCUCUGCAGGAGCAGGCCGAUGCGGCGGAGGACCGGGCGGCGUCGCUUCAGCGGGACCUGAACCAGGAGAGGAGUGCGAGGGAAGGAGCCGAGGGUGAUGUAGCCUCCCUGAACAGACGCAUCCAGCUGGUUGAGGAGGAGUUGGACCGGGCUCAGGAGCGUCUGGCUACAGCUCUGACCAAGCUGGAGGAGGCUGAGAAGGCUGCUGAUGAGAGCGAGAGAGGCAUGAAGGUCAUUGAGAACAGGGCCAUGAAGGAUGAGGAGAAGAUGGAGCUGCAGGAGAUCCAGCUGAAAGAGGCCAAACACAUCGCUGAAGAGGCAGACCGCAAAUAUGAGGAGGUGGCCCGGAAGCUGGUGAUCAUUGAGAGCGACUUGGAGCGUACGGAGGAGCGUGCUGAGCUGUCGGAGAGCAAAUGCUCUGAGCUGGAGGAGGAGCUCAAAACCGUCCAGAACAACCUGAAGUCCCUGGAGGCUCAGGCAGAGAAGUACUCCCAGAAGGAGGACAAAUACGAGGAGGAGAUCAAGGUUCUCACAGACAAGCUGAAGGAGGCUGAGACUCGUGCCGAGUUUGCUGAGAGAUCCGUGGCCAAGCUGGAGAAGACCAUCGAUGACUUGGAGGACCAUCUUUACAAGCAGCUUGAGAAAAACCGUCUUCUGACCAACGAGCUGAGAGUAGCCUUAAACGAGGCGUAAACGGGAACGUGCGCUUUACGCGUUCUGACUCCGAACCCCAGGCACGUUGACAAACGCUGUCAUUAAACAGCAGGCGUCUGGUACAUGCUGCACUCUAUAGAAUGGAUUUUCAUCCACAUGUUUAUUCAGAUAAGCCUGAUGGAUUCUGUUCAGGUGGAAUGGGAACAAGGAAUCCCGCCCAUUUCUCUGUACUCCAGUUUAUGCCAAAAGUAAAGAAAUCAUUAGAAAAUAAACCAAAACUUGUGUUUAGCUCAGCUUGGAUAAAAAAUGGCCGCUGUUUUGUUUGUUCUGCAGGAUCGAUCUGCUCUGCCUUAUGACCUCUUAGUUUUCACAUAUAGCACGUUGGUGUUUAGGCCAAAUGUGUUAAUAACCUCUGAUUUUGGUCUUUUGGUGCUAAACUGCACUGAUCUGAGCAAGGCUAGCACCAAAACAGUUUAGUAAAUCUUCAUUUAGAACAAUAAAAAGAGUGAUGUAGCAUUGAGCGGCAUGUUGGGACUGGGAGGUCUCUGGACUCUAGUUGAUUCACUUUCUUUUGGGGUUAUUGUAAGCUGCUAAAGCAAAUCUGAAAACAAGCUAGGUUUAAAACGCAACGGCGGUCACGGAACACUCACCGCUCCCCUCGGGUAUCUUCACUGGUUCUGCGUUCACCGAAAACCCACGAUGCCAGAGGAAACAACGUGGCGUUAAACACCAGUCGCCAUUUUCUAGGUCCAAACGUUGUUGUCCGCCACGUCAAACUGUGUUUUUCUUUUUGGGACUCCGAUAGUUUGUCCCAGAGGUGAAGUGGUAGCAGCCGGCUGUUUCUCCUUCUCUGAUGUUGGUUGAGCGGAGAACCUCUCACACCAGAGGUGUUCUCGUGAUGAACACAUGAGUGUGUGGUGAGUGGAGGACCCAGGGAGGGCCAAUAGUUCGGCCAGACUGACAACCGAAUGGUCCAAUGCUCUUGGUACGAGCCGUUAUUGGUGGAAGUUUCAGGACUAAUCCGAGAGAACCACAAAAUUUUUCUCACAUUUAAAAAACAUCUCUUGUAGAUAUUUAUAGCUGCGCUUUGUUAGGUUAUUAAAAUGUUGUUGGCUAACGUGUUUUCCCCAAUUUGCUAUAGCAGCUUUAAUCAAAGACUCAAGCCACGUGCACACGUAGCCGGGGUUUUGUAAAACCAAACGUCCUCCCGCACCCGUCUAGGAAAAAAACUAUUUUGAUUUCUGCAGAAAUAUUUAUCUAGUGCAUCAUUGACGACUUGAUUAUUAUUAUUCUGAGCUACUACAGCAAUCCAUUUCCCUCUGGGAUUAAUAAAGUGUUUUUGAAUUGAAUUUGAAUCAUGAGGCUCAUUCAUAGGCAUGCCAAGCCUGUGGGUGGCUGCAGUUACUCAAAGCUUUGGCGUCUUUGCCAAAAACACAUCGGCCUGGCGAGCCGUACUAUUACUAUGAAAAUUGGUCAACGUCUGCCACACACCGUCAAAGAAAAUGCAAAUAUGCCUUUAUUUAUUUAUUUAUUCAUUUAUUUUUAAAUGAAAGGACUUCAAGUUGAGUCCAGUUAGUCAUCACUCACUGGUGAAAUGACAUCUAUGCAUUAGACCCAUCCCUGUGGAGAGAGGCGAGCUGCAGCAGCGGCUGCGCUUGGGAACUAACUUGGGUUUAACGUCCAAAUCCAACCCCUUAAAGCUGAGAGUCAAGCAGCUUUUAAGGUCUUUGUUACGACUCGACCGGGAUUCGAACCCUGUUCUCCUAGUCCCAGGGCGGAGACUUGCACCGCUAGGCCACUGAGAAGGACUUGAGUGUGUGUGUAUGUAUUUAUAUUUGUGUCCACAGGCAAACGCUGACAAUGGAGAGUUAAAAAAUCUCCACUUUGGUCAGAGUUUUUGAAAGGAUGGUCGUUGGUGCCGCGUGUCUUCGCUUUCGUGUGAAUGACUAAAUCUAAACAAUCUUAGUUUUAUUGGACACCUGGCUACGUGUGUGCAGGGUACAAGUAAAGCAAAAGCAUUUACGUAAAGAUAAACCCAGAUUUUAAUUACAUUUGGAACAUGCAAACAGGCUGUUGGAGAACAAGGCCAACUUAAGACGACACUAAAAAAGCCUAAGAAAACCUCAAUUACGAGACUCGAUUUGGGUUUUUGGUGUUUGGGAGGAAAACGAACCUCAGAGGGACGGAGUUCAUUAAACCCAAGAGUGAGUUGGCACGGGUGUCACUCAUCGUGGACCAUGUUUAACUGAUGUGUUGCUGUGU